Molecule: messenger RNA, 8687 nt
Organism: Anolis carolinensis (green anole)
Lineage: Eukaryota; Metazoa; Chordata; Lepidosauria; Squamata; Anolidae
Gene: pamr1
Product: peptidase domain containing associated with muscle regeneration 1
Exons: 12
Coding region: 134-2470 (778 amino acids)
Biological process (GO): proteolysis; complement activation
Cellular component (GO): extracellular region
Molecular function (GO): calcium ion binding; serine-type endopeptidase activity
Source: RefSeq, a predicted model, not a curated record
UCCUUCCACUUGGUGAGGAGGUCCUAGUCCAAAGCAAGCCCGCCUGCUGCCCGGCCGCCUCUUGUCCUCCUCGCAGGAGCAGCAGCAGCCCAGUCUCCCCAGUCUCCCUCUCGCACACUCUCUCCCGAGGAGCAUGGCACUGGCGCUGGGGACACACCUGGGACUGGCCGCCCUCCUCCAGUUCCUCUUCAUGUCCUGCUUGCCCAGAGAGUAUACAGUGAUCAAUGAAAACUGUCCAGGAGCUGAGUGGAAUAUCAUGUGUCGAGAGUGUUGUGAGUACGAUCAGAUCAAGUGUGUGUGUCCUGGACAGAAAGAAGUGGUAGGUUACACCAUCCCCUGCUGCAGGAACGAAGACAAUGAGUGCGACUCCUGCCUCAUCCAUCCAGGCUGCAUGAUCUUUGAGAACUGCAAGUCCUGCCGCAAUGGAUCCUGGGGAGGAACCCUGGACAACUUCUACAUCAAGGGUGUCUACUGCGCUGAAUGCAGAGCAGGAUGGUAUGGAGGGGACUGCAUGCGGUGUGGGCAAGUUCUCCAAGCUUCAAGAGGUCAAAUUUUGUUGGAAAGUUACCCACUGAAUGCCCACUGUGAGUGGACUAUACAUGCCAAACCCGGGUUUGUUGUUGAGUUAAGGUUUGCAAUGCUAAGUUUGGAAUUUGACUACAUGUGCCAGUAUGACUAUGUGGAGAUUCGCGAUGGGGACAGUGUUGACAGCAGGAUCAUUAAGCGCUUCUGUGGGAAUGAUAGACCUCCGCCAAUCCGAAGCACAGGAACUUCACUUCAUGUUCUUUUCCAUUCAGAUGGUUCUAAGAACUUUGAUGGGUUUCAUGCCAUCUUUGAAGAAAUUACAGCUUGUUCUUCAUCUCCAUGUCUGCAUGAUGGAACCUGUGUCCUGGACAAAAUUGGUGGCUACAAGUGUGCCUGCCUAGCUGGCUAUACUGGGAACCGCUGUGAAAGCUUGGUGAUGUGUAGGACUCCAGGUGCUCCUGCUCAUGGUUUUGUGGAAGGAGAUGACUUUAAAUACGGGGCCCACGUUUACUUCAAAUGCAGUGCAGGCUACACCUUAAAAGGCAGCCGGGUUGCCUACUGUCAGCUGAAUGGGAGCUGGUCAACACACCAUCCUGGAUGUGCCAUUGAAGACAGAAACUGUUCAGAUCCUGGUGCUCCACUCAAUGGGUACAGGAAAAUGAUGGAAGAUAGUGCGCUUCUGAAUGGUCACAAUGCAAGAAUUGGAACAGUCAUCAACUUCUUUUGCAAUAAUUCCUAUAUUCUUAGUGGCAGUGAGCAAAGGACCUGCCAAGAGAAUGGAGAAUGGUCAGGGAAACAGCCAAUCUGCAUAAAAGCUUGCAGAGAGCCAAAGAUCUCUGACCUGGUGAGACAGAAAGUUCUGCCAAUGCAGGUUCAAUCAAGAGAGACUCCUUUGCAUCGGCUCUAUUCAUCUGCAUAUAACAAGCAAAAGCUGGAAGCAUAUCCAACCAAGAAACCAUCAUUGCCAUUUGGAGAACUUCCUUCAGGUUUCCAACAUCUUCACACACAGCUUCAAUAUGAUUGCAUUUCUCCCUUCUACCGCCGCCUAGGAAGCAGCCGAAGAACGUGCCUGAAAACAGGGAAAUGGAGUGGAAGAGCUCCUUCUUGCAUUCCAAUCUGUGGAAAGACUGAAAACAUCACUCUUCAAAAACCAUCCACAACCAGGUGGCCUUGGCAAGCAGCUAUCUACAGGAGACCCAAUGGGGUGAAGGCCCCCACUCAUAGAAAGGGUGCAUGGAUACUGAUUUGCAGCGGAGCCCUGCUGAAUGAACGCACAGUGGUUGUGGCAGCUCAUUGUGUCACCAAUUUGGGGAAGAUUACAGUUCUUAAAACAGCAGACAUCAGAGUUGUUCUUGGGAAGCACUACAGAGAUGAUGAUAGAGAUGAGAAGACUGUACAGAAUUUACGGAUAUCAGCCAUUAUAGUGCACCCGAAUUAUGACCCCAUAUUGCUUGAUUCCGACAUAGCCAUCGUUAAACUCCUGGACAAGGCCAGAAUCAGCAAUCGUGUCCAACCCAUAUGCUUGGCCUCAAUGCGUGAUAUUGACCCACCUGCUGAUGACUUACAAAUAGUGAUUACUGGUUGGAAGAUCCUAGCAGACAUUGCCGAUCCAAGCUACAAGAAUGACACAAUCCGUAUGGGGAGUGUUCAGAUAAUCGACUCCUUGCUGUGUGAGCAGCAAUAUGAGGAAAAUGGUAUCCAGGUCAGCGUGACUGAUAGCAUGUUUUGUGCCAAGCAGCACCCUACUGCAUUUUCCAAUAUCUGCCCUGCCGAGACUGGAGGGAUUGCAGCAAUACCUUUGCCUGGAAGAUCAUCUCCUGAAUUAACCUGGCAUCUCAUGGGGUUAGUGAGCUGGGGCUAUGAUAAAACAUGCAGUCUAGAACUCUACACUGGUUACACCAAGGCAAUUCCUUUCAAAGACUGGAUUGAGAAGAACAUGAAGUGAACCACACAAUCCAAAACUGUUUCUUGUCUUGUUUUAUGUUAAAUGUAUUAGUUUCUCUCAUAGUCUUUGAUGCUUUAUGUGUCUUAUUGCAUUGAUGGAAGACUUAUGGGGGGAAACUAUAAAGCAGGGGCCACUGAAAUUUGCUGUGAUAUCUAGCUGUUCAGUGAGUCCAUCCAUGCCAGAGGCUCUGAGGCCCCUUCUACACUACCAUAUAAUCCAGAUUAUCAAAUCAAAUAAUCCAGAUUAUCUUCUUUGAACUUGAUUAUAUGAGUCUACACUGCCAUAUAAUCCAGUUCAAAGCAGAUAAUCUGAGUUUUAUAUGGCAGUGUAGAAUGGGCCUGAGUGUGACAGAUGGUUGACAUGGCUCAGUUGUACCUUUUCUCCUGGUGGGAGCAGGUACACUUGGAUUAUGGGCUGUAGUAGGAACAUGGAUAACCGGAACUAGCUGUAUUCAUUCCAUAUUUAAAUAUCAUCUGCGUAAAAUAUUUGGGAGAUAUUUUCAUUGAAGUCUAAGAUAGUAAAUUGGAAAAAAUAAUUAAGAGACUAGAUGAUGUGUUAUAGUCAAAGCUGUCUGUAUUUGCCAUAUUUUAUAUUCUUUUCCCUCUCAAAUACCUUACACAUUCAAAUAAACAAAGGUUUGUUUUAAAUAUGAGAACUAACAUUUGAAAAUGUAUUUGGAUGAACUGCCUGCCAAGAAAUGUCUGCAUGUCUGCGAUGGGAUCGUGAAUAGGGGAAAGAAUUCUGGGUCUGAUUCAGAGCAUACACUUAUAUCAUGAGUUGUAUUGCUGCAGUUGUUAUGUGCCUUUGAAAAGUUCAAAAAGUAAAUUUUCUAAGCUCUGCUGACAAGUAUAAUACCCUUCCCUAACCUGGUUUCUUUCAAAUGUGUUUGCCAACUUGGUUAUCAUGGAGUUUAUUCACACCAGCCUCUUGUCUUGUCACAAUCCCAUUGUUUAAGCAAACAGAAACAUGCCAUUAUUGGAAUUAUCACUUUCACAUAUCGGUGCAAUUGCAUGAUUCUGACACUCCGUGUAAAAUCAAUUCUCACCCAGCCUUGCUUCCUACCCAUGCUUACCCUACCCACUGUACGUGCAGUCGUCCCCCCCAUUUUGCCUCAACUGCAAAGUUGCACAGAUGCAGCAUUUUUACUUCCUAAACUUUGUUAUAUUGGGAUUACAGCAGAAAAAAAAUUACACAAGGAAGAAUGGUGGAACAAUGGUGAUAUUAAAUCGAGUCAAUUCAAGUUUAGUGCUACUUUUGAGACAGCCACAAUAUUAUGUGGUAAUCCACAUAUAAAACCACAUACACUUGUCAAGCCUUCACAGCAACCUAUAAUGUUUUUCCAGGGGAGACUAGGGUAGAUUUAAACAUCUAGCUUUACUCCGUUUACAUUAAGAGCAGAAGUAACAAGACUACCCCACAUGAGGUAUGCUUUCAAGAUCUAGAGCAUGUUAAAAUGUGCUGUUUUCUGGAAGAUAGUACCUUGUCUUCCUAGAAUUGUUGCAAUGGGAAUUGUAUGGCCAUCCAGAUGCCGUUGAAUUGCAACUUUCAAAUUGGUCAUGCUAACAAGAGCAACUAAGAACUGUAAUCAUACAUCUGGACGGUACCAUUAGUCCCGUUCUUGUACCAGAACAAUCACCAUCAUGGUUUGACACAAUUCCAUAGAAGUAACAUACCUGGAGAGAUACCUACAUAUCUUAAAGUCGCCAGAUCUUUUCUGAUCCUGGAAGGUAAGCAAAGUCAUUCCUGAUUAGUACUUAGAUGGGAGACCUCCAGAGGAUCCAGGGUACAGUAGUCUUUAUUUCAGACGAAGAAACUGGUAAACCAUCUCUGAGUAUUCUCUGCCUAAGAAAACUCUAUGCAAGUCAUGGAGCUGUCAUAAGUAACAAGCAAUUUGAAGGCACAUACUGAGGCAAAUUUUAUAGGAAUCUAUGUUUCAUUUUUGUUAUUUGCUCUCACACCAACUUUGGCCAAUGGUGAACCCUUGAAUAAGAGAUCACCAAAAGCAACAGUCAUCUAUUGUCAUCUGUAAGUCGUGCAAACACAUUAGCUUUAGGUUUAUUCAUCUGUAAUGUAGUCCUCCUCUUUUCCUAUUGCUUUCUACUUUGUCAAGCAUUAUCAUCUUUUCCAAUGAGUCAUGAUGGAUUGCAGUUUUCAGUCUUCCUCAUCAUUGUCUAUGCUGGUCAGAGUUGUUUGGAGUUGCAGUGUAACAAAACCUGAGGGGCUGAACAGCUCUUAUCCCUUUUGGUCAUAUGAUCAGUUUUAUAUUGCUGCUAUACACACCAAGUAGUUCCAAAAGUUUGAUUCAAGAGAAUAUAUUUAUUUCCAGAGACACGCCAGACAGUUUUUUUUAACUGUCACAGUUCUCAAGUGAAUCACCCUACAAAAAGAGAAUUGAUAGCAUGUAUUCAUGCUAGUGUGACUUUGGGAAACCCUGAAUGAGCAUGACACAGAGCAUACAAACCUAUCAUACAUAACUUGACAUUGCACUAAGUACUGAGAAAUGGAAUGUAUGUACUGCAGCAAGUGAAGAAUAUCAGGUCUUGCUGAAAUAAUGCUAACUAACAUAAAAUGUCUGUUUUGCAGUUUCAUCCAUGCUUGCUAUCAUUCUUUGAGGCAAUCAUUGCAUAUUGUGCAUGAACACAGGUUUGUAACAAGUUGGACAGAAAUGAAAUGGCCAAAAAUCCUGUUUGUUUCACAAUUGUAUGAGGAAAUAACUCAAUUGUGUGUUUUUUUUCUGUUGCAGUAAUCUAACAACCCUGCCUGCACAACCGUUAAGUGGAUUGUGCAAGAGAUGAGUGUAGAAAUACUGGAAGUCCGUACAGAUGGAGUGAGUACAGAAAGAUUGGGAGUCAAUAAGCAUAAAAUAGUUUUAUAAGGGGGCACUAGCCUUAAGGCAUAUAGCACUAAUCCUAUCAUUAUGCAGAAUGAAGUAGCCAACUUAGUGUAGAGAAGUUCCUACUUUUUUAUUAGAAGUGAUGUGAGAAUUUGGGAUGUUGAGAAUUUUUUCUAAAUAUUAAGGUGGUGUUUAUUAUAUACUAUAAUUGUCCUUAACUCCCUUUAGAUUUAGUAGGGCAUGAUGCUUUGAAAUAAUAUUUUUAUUACCUGUCAGGGCACCUUUUUACAUGAAUGCAUUAGUAGGAGUGAAGACUAGAGAGAUACCAUCUUGCCUUCACCUAAUGCAGAAAACUGGAUUGUACUAGCCCUUGGGGAUGCAUAAUAGGGCUGUGCAAUCAAUGAAAAAAUGUUUCAAAACCCUUUACAAAAUUAGAGGGUGCCAGUGUUUUGUUUCUAAAGUGUUUCUAAAGUAUAAUUAGUGAAGAUUUCAUUACUAUAACGAGAUUGUUUUGUUAUUUUUCGUUAUAGUUUCAGAAUGUUUCACUUAUCCACAAAGUUUUGAGGAAUUUUCGAAGUUUUUAUAAACAACCUUUUUUUUAAAAAAAACAAAAACAAAACUACAAGAGCUAUCUCCUUGAAUUUUCUAUACAGUGACGCAAGGUAACAGGGGAUCAUUCUCUCCAACCUUCAGAAAUAUUCAUCCAUUUACUGAUUUUAGGAUUUUUAAAAAAGUUUUGACAAAAAUAUUUUUAAUAUAUAAAAGCCACAACAGCGGUCUCAUUAAAUGUCUCUCAUAUUAACCAAUAGAACUUCCAUUUAGAGAUUUCUUCCCAGCCCAGCGCAGAAAUUUACUUAUUAGAGGUGUCAGUCCUCCUCUUUGCAGAUUCAAUAAUUUAUUGGAACUCUGGCUAGCUGCUGGUAAGAGGGACAAUUUUCUCCCCUAACCUGAUCGGGGCUUUCUGAUGCUGAGCAGAAUUCUAGGAAAUGUAGUUUAGGACAAGGCCUUCUGAAGUCUCUGGUAUAGGGCACCUCACUUUUCCAAACUACAUUUCCCAGAAUUCUGUGCUUUCUUUCCCAGCAAACUCUGCUUUCUCCCUGCUGCUUCCCUCUCCUAAUGGUGAGAGGCCAUUAAUUUAAAGAGCAGUGGCAGCCUUUUUUACUUUGCUUUGCUUGCUUGCGCUAAAAAUGAAACUGACUUUGGGAGGCUUCUGAGGUAUCACCUUGUUGAUCCUGUUUAUGAGGACUAACGAUAAUUUUACCCAGCCCUAAUACAUAACAACUAAGUUAAUGAAAGAUAGAAAGAAAGAGAAUGGUUGAAAUUGAGAUGGAAGAUGGUAUUAAUUUAUAUGACAGUAAUCUUUAAAUGGAUGAGAAACACGGUCAAAACCUAAACUUUCAAUGUAACCUAGCUGUAAAAAAAGAUGGUAUUCUUUAUAAAUAUCACAGUCUUUUAUGUCCCCUCUGCAUAAUCUUUGGCGUAUGAACAAAUGGUUGAAUUCCACCUCUCUCUCUCUAUAGGGAGACCCAAUCAAAGAGAGCUCCGCUCAGCUAGUUUUCUUCACCCUAGAUAAACUCUCUUCUGGAGGUAAGACUACCUAAGACCCUUUCUACACUGCCAUAUAAUCCAGAUUAGCAAAUCAGAUAAUCCAGAUUGUUCUGCUUUGAACUGGAUUAUCUGAGCCUAUACUACCAUAUAAUCCAGUUCAAAGCAGAACAAUCUGGAUUUUAUAUGGCAAUAUAGAAGGGGCCUAAGACACUAGGGACUUCAUCCCAUGGUUUAUAACUCCAUUUCCAUGUGCUUCAGAAACAGAGCCCCACAGGAGUCCCACAAAGGCCAUUACAUGACAUAAGGGCACUUCUGGUGGGACUCCGUGGGGCUCCGUUUCCACAAUAAAUGGAAACAGAGUCCUAAAGCCAUCUUCAGGAGUUGGGUGUAACCCAACUCCAAAUGGCAGAAAGUGACAGAAAGCAGGGAAAAGACAGAUCUCAUUGCAAAAAGGACUUGGGAUGGCUGGCCAUCCCAGAAGGCGGGGAAAGGUGGGAGGGAAUGGGGUAAGACAGUUCCCUCCACUUUCCCUGCUUUCCUGCUGCUCAUGGAAUCAGGUCCUAGGAGAUAAAAGUUUGAAUGCCUGCUCAACCAUGGAAACCCAAGUCAGAGUCUCCCAGCCUUAGGAGAAAACAGUCUUGUGAGUAAAUCUUGCUAAGAAAGGUCCAUGAUAAACAUACCUUAAGGUUAACUCUAAGCCAGAAACACAUAACAAUAGGAAGUCAUUUACUUUUGGCUUACAUUCUAUUGCCAUGGCAACUUAGUAGGAGAUCCAAAAGGCCUGUUCAAGGCUUUCUCCCAUUCCAGUUGUGUAAAAACAAUAUUCCAGGGUCUCCAGAAUGAAAAGUGGAGAAAGAUACUGUCCUUUUCAUGUCUGCAGAGAAUUGCAGUACCUGUUGUUUAUUCUGCAAACAAGUAAUACUUACUGAAAUCCCCUCUUUAAAUAAUAAUAAUAAUAAUAAUAAUAAUAAUAAUAAUAAUAAUAAUAGUAAUAGUAGUAGUAGUAGUCCUUUACCCAACCAUUAAAGGUACAAAAGCCCUCAUUAGUUUUUACUGUCCAGUUUUACCCUAAUUUUGGGGCAGGAUGUUGUCUAGAAGGAAAUUUGAAUGACCGUGAGAGGACAGAAUCUUUAGGGGGGAAAGACAGAUUCUUUUAUCAGUGGUAUUCCAAACAAGGGAAUAUUUCACACACUCCAAGAUAGAGAAGCCAGAAUAGAGGGAAGGCAAGUCAACAAGGAGGCUGUUUCUGUAAAUGUAAGUAAGAGCUUGGCUACGGAUUGCACCACACAUUACAUUGCAUUGGCCAAAAAGCACAAAACAGUGGAUGAAGAUGAACUGCGUGGAUGUAAAGGAGGCAUUUCACUGAUAAGCACACAAGUCCAGUGCUGUAAAAUCACUUCCAUGCCUUUGUUCCUGAAGCACAGUUGUGUAAUGUUAGAUCCUGUUCUUAGUGAUAAAGGUUCUUUUUAGUUGGCCAUGUUUAUUAUUUCAUAUGUUUCCAGCCCAGCCUCUAAUACUGUCAUUUCAUACUUUUCAACUGCUUUUACAUUUCUGACAUACCAGCGCAACCAACAAAAAUCUGCCAAAGUUGAUUUUUUAAAAAAGAAUGCUGAACAUGUGCAGUUUUACACUUCACUUAUGUCAUGACACCAAUGUGCUCUCCCGUUUUGUUGUUAAUGUACUUUUAAAUUUUUUUUAAAGUGUCUGUACAUUCUUUGUUUACUUUUUGAUUGAUUUUAGCUGUAUUCUGUUUUACAUUUAUGUUGUAAACAACCAUGGGUCUUCCACUGGGAAAAAUGAAAUAUAAAUAAACAAGUAAUGAUGUUCAGGCCCAGG